Messenger RNA from Notechis scutatus (mainland tiger snake), 3384 nucleotides. RefSeq names its product interleukin 17 receptor E like (gene IL17REL). The record is from RefSeq and is a predicted model, not a curated record. Gene Ontology annotation, molecular function: interleukin-17 receptor activity. Lineage: Eukaryota; Metazoa; Chordata; Lepidosauria; Squamata; Elapidae.
GCUUUUCUUUAGGACAGUCACCAUAAUAAAAACCAGAAAAGAGAGUAACUUUUAAAAAAAGCUUAACAAUCUCAAAGAUGAAGUUUAUGUGGCAGAUUUUUGCAAUAUUUUAUGGAACAUAUGGCUAUCAGCUCAUUCCCAGGAUUAAAGAAUGUGGAGUCACUUGUUCACAGGGAUUUCAUUGCAAACAUCAAUUUUCUAUGGAGGCUGCGAGCAGUUUCUGCCAUCCUGCGCCUGCCUCCCUUUCUCCAGUUAAUCUUAAAAACAUGAAACUUGGGACUACAAUGAAGUGUGAAGAUCACAGGCAUUGCUCUCUCCACUUAAGUGUCAUGGCAAACCUGCAACUUAACGAAAAUAUGUCUGGUGUUCGAAUUUGUUAUCUCUUGAUGGUUACUCAAAAAACCAAGUGUGUGAAGGUGAAGAUUUCCAGGGAGCAAAAUGCCCAUCGUGAGGGAAAUAAGGUGAAAAUACAAUUUAAUUGCUUUGAAGUCAGUGUGGGACAACAUCUCUACGUAACCAUGACAACAAUUCCAAAUUAUUGUGGAGUUAAACAGACUCAAGAAUAUCAUGUUGAAGACUGCAGAAACAGCGAUGUGGGGAAAAAUAUUCCAGAUUGUUUUGUGAGCAAAAUGGCUUAUAAUGUGGACAGAACAAGAAAAAUCAUUUCAGUGAAUAUUUCAGAUGUCCAAAACACAGACUGUUAUGUUCGUUUAUGUCAUCAAAGAUUUGUAUGUGAAGAUGUGGGGCCUGUUACUUUGAUUCAGGGAAAAGACUUGACAAAAUCUGCUUCUUUGCAAUACACUCAACUGCUGCCUUGUCUCUGUAUUGAGGUAUGGCCGGCAAUUUUGGAUGCACGAAGAAUGCAGUUGUGCCCAUUCAAAAAUGAUACUAAGUCCCUGUGGGAUAAUAUUGUUUACCAAGCUGCCACACAAACACUGACUUGGGAAUCUGCCUGUCCUGUUCAUGUUACUGUCAGCCUUUGUCAACUGAUGAAGAUUAAUGAUCAGUGUGUUGAUCUAGAGGGUACUGUCAACAUUGCUGCAGAGAAAGUGAAAUAUUCCCGAGUUGAUACACAUCCAAGCCUUUGCAUCAAGUUUGCAACUGAGCACAAUGUCUGGGUUAAAUGCCCAUUCAAUCAUGGACACUUUCAAGCUUGGAAAAUGCAACUUGCUGUGAUGGGACAACAAAGAGAAGUAUCUUUCACACCACAUUUUAAAGCAGAGUUUUCAGUACUUGUAUGUAACAGGACCAACUUGCACUCAUGCAACUCUACUGGAAGCCCCAAAGCCCUUUCAUUGGAUGGAUUAAGUUUACCAUCUGUCAACAUUUCAGGGAAACCAUGUGGCUCAAAUGUCUGCAUUAAGGGAUGGAGGACAGAUGUGGACUAUUCUGUUUCUUCAUACAUCUGUGAUUUACCCUGCAACUCUUCUACUGGGACUCAAGAAUAUUAUGAAUAUUCCUUAAGCAUCCUCUCUCUCAUAGCAUUUCUUGCCAUAUUUCUAAUCAUGUUGGCUCUCCUUGGACACAAACUUUUGUCAGUUAAUUCUAGGAAGACUCAUGAAGAGAAAAGUGUAUUACACAUGAUAACACACAGGUAACCCAGUUCUGGAGAAAGAUAUGAAGUAUAUACCUCAUGCUUCUGCCUUGGAUGAAAUAGCACCAUUUGUUUUAUGUAUGAAGAAAAGCAGACAACUUAGCAGGAUGUUGUCACUUCCUCCGUCUUAAAGUAAUUGAAAGAUUUCUCUACUGUAAAUGGUUUACAUGUGUAAAUAAUCCUCUUGUGUGCCAGAGGUCUUCCUUGACUUCAGAAACAGGAAUAAUUUUUUGUGAGGCAAAUUCCUUACUCUGUGCUCUAUUGUCUCCCUUCCUGAAAUGAUUUGAUAACAAAGGAUCUUUUUGUAGACAGUUUGACUUUCUCCUAAAUCAAUGAUGGUGUCCUUUAUAUUUGUGGAACAAAGCCAUGCACAAACCAACACAAGAGCAGGAAUUGGAACCUGGACAUUUCAUACAUAAUGGACAGUUUUGUUCUCACCCUCUUGAUGACCAAUUUCGUGAAAACAAAUCAUGACGAUAAUACUAUAAGUGUAGUUCAUGGCAUUUUAAAGCACUACGGUAUCAUAUAGGAUGGAUCUAUGAUAAAAUAUGCCCUGUAAUGUAAAAAAAAGAUAUCACUGAUCUCUAUGGUUCUUUCAUGUUUUAUAUACCUUUCCCUUAAAAGUACUGCUAUGGAUAGAAACCUAAACAUGAACUGGCAUGUGACACAAUGUUUUCAGUGUUUAAAGUCCUGGGCACACUUUAGACAGAACUGGGUGCUAUUGAAUUCUGUGGGACAUGUGUCUUAUUUUAGUUGUUAUGUACAGGUUCUGAAAGAGCCUAUUACUGAUUAGUGGGCUGCUCCUAUGUCCAUCAUCUGCUUCCUAGAAUCUAAACUAGCUUUGUCAGACCAUUUCAAUGUUCAGUGGCAUUAGGGUAGCAUCUUUUCAGACUAACAAAUAUUCUGGAAAAGCAUUAACGUCUGUGAGAACAGCUCACUUAAUCAGAUUACAUGAAGUUUAUGCCUCUUGAUGUUUUGUUAGUAGGAAAAGGUGCUACCAAACUCCCAAUUUUUGGGUACCAUAGUGUUUCUCAACCUUGGAUGCAUGGAUUUCAACUCCCAAAAUUCCCCAAUCAGAAUGCAGGCUGGGGAAUUUUGGGAGUUGAAGUUCAUGUACAUCUUAAAAUUGCUGAGAUUGAGAAGCACUGCCAUAGAUUAACAUGGGUCUUCUCUUAAAGAUCCACAGGAAUGCUCCAAUUACUACAGUAUAUGACUUCUUUUCCCUCCAGCAGUCCUCUUAAAACCUUUUCACCCUACUCUACAUCAAAAUCUAAACUAGGGAAGGGAGUGUGAGGAAAAGGUAAGGAAACUAAGGGAGGAAUAUAAUAAAAAAGCAGUGGCUUAUUGAGUACUUUAAUAAGGUGGAGUUUGAUUAUAUGGUAUAUCUCCAGCUGAGCUACCUUGGCCUAAGCUAAGCUUAUGAAUGGGCUAUGUUAACUAAUCAUAUGUGGUUUUUCUUCCAAAUAAAGGAUUUGAUCUUUAGCAUUUUAAAUUAUUGCAGUAAAUAAAUACAAAAAAAUGUGUUUAUCUUUCUGAGAAAACUGUAUUAUUGGUAUUGGCCACAAGGAGAUAUUUGGGCCAUGUUUAAAUAACUUUGUAAAGUAUUUAAUAUUUAACAGAAAUCCAAAGGACAUGUGGAAACAUUAUUUUAUGUUCCCAAAUGGGUAGCUGUAGUAGUGUUUUGCAGCAAAAGAGACAGCAAGAACAUGUGUUCUUUCGUGUCAAUGUUUUAUAUAUUACUGUCAAUAUUUAUACUUGCAAAGGAAAAUAAUAAAAUACUCCGAACUCUA